AUGAGGACCAGGUUUAUAGACCUCACCAAUGUCAGCUCCUCCAGCUCAGAAAAGAAGAGGAAAUGCUUGAAAAACCCUUCUAUUGUGGACCUCACUGGGCUGAGCUCCUGUGGCUCAGAGUGGAAGAAAAGCCAGUACCUCUCAUUUGGAAAGAUCUCGGUUUCCCCCUCCAGCUCUGGCCAGAGCUCCACCUCGUCCCUGCUCCAGGACUUGCUGUCAGACUGUCCCUCUGGGGCAUCAAGUGGAAUUGAUUACAAAGUGUUUGAGGCGAAAUACCGUGAAGAGCACUUACUAGGAUAUGGUGGCUUUGGCAGCGUGUGGGCUGGCUACAGAAAGGGGGACUUACUGCCGACUCUGGGAGGGAGGCAGCAGGAGGUCCCUCUGGAGGUGGCCAUCCUGAAUAUAGUGGGGAGUGGAAACCCAGCACCCAAGGGUAUCGUGUGCCUCCUUGACUGGUGUAAUCUGCCAACGGAGGUGCUGUUGGUUCUAGAGCGGCCUCAGCCCUGUGAGGACCUAUUUGAUUACAUUUCAAAAGGAAGGGUUCACCUGGAAGAGGAAGAAGCAAAGGUGAUCAUGAGGCAGCUUUUGGAGGCUGUGCAGUUGAUCCACAAUAGGGGUGUGGUGCACAGAGACCUGAAGCCAGAGAAUGUGCUGAUAGAGUCAGGCUCCGGCUAUCUGCAUGCACAUCUGAUAGAUUUUGGCUGUGCCAACCUUAUGGAACAGAGCCCCUUCACACACUUCCGUGGUACCGCGCUCUACACAGCUCCAGAGUGGUUCACUGAGAACAAGCUGGAUGGAGUCUCCUCCACGGUGUGGCAGCUGGGAAUGAUUCUGUACGAAAUGCUGCAUCUGGAAAGGCCUUUCAGCAACAUAAAGCAGAUUAUUGAGAACCCGCUGAUGCUGCGGCACGGUCUCUCUGCAGAGUGCCAGGACCUUCUACGGUGGUGCCUUGAAAAACGACCUCAGGGCAGACCUACCGUGGAGGAGAUUGGGCAACACCCCUGGCUGCAUUGA
Conger conger (European conger) is the source of this 1014-nucleotide messenger RNA. RefSeq names its product serine/threonine-protein kinase pim-1-like. Gene Ontology annotation, biological process: protein autophosphorylation; regulation of mitotic cell cycle; negative regulation of apoptotic process. NCBI's taxonomy places the organism in Eukaryota, Metazoa, Chordata, Actinopteri, Anguilliformes, Congridae. The record is from RefSeq and is a predicted model, not a curated record. The transcript has 7 exons. Bases 1 to 1014 code for a protein of 337 amino acids. Gene Ontology annotation, molecular function: ATP binding; protein serine/threonine kinase activity. Gene Ontology annotation, cellular component: cytoplasm.